Messenger RNA from Grus americana (Whooping crane), 3507 nucleotides. Its product is annotated as mothers against decapentaplegic homolog 4-like. The record is from RefSeq and is a predicted model, not a curated record. Gene Ontology annotation, biological process: anatomical structure morphogenesis; SMAD protein signal transduction; transforming growth factor beta receptor signaling pathway. Gene Ontology annotation, molecular function: I-SMAD binding; RNA polymerase II cis-regulatory region sequence-specific DNA binding; DNA-binding transcription factor activity, RNA polymerase II-specific. The transcript is spliced from 11 exons. NCBI's taxonomy places the organism in Eukaryota, Metazoa, Chordata, Aves, Gruiformes, Gruidae. The coding region runs from base 1561 to 3390 and encodes 609 amino acids. Gene Ontology annotation, cellular component: heteromeric SMAD protein complex.
GAGCGAUGCGGGGUGGGGAGGAGGGGACACCUCGAUCCCAGCCCCGCAGGAGAAGCCCUGACAGGUUUGUGAAAAGGCCCCGGCCGCGUCCCCUCGGCUCGGACAAAAGACUUGCACCGAAAUGUCACUUCCCAUCUGGAGCGAGGCGAUGAGGCGCCUCGUUAUUCCUCUGGUUCGCACCGAUGCCGGGGCGGGGGGACCUUUCAGGUUCCACGCUGCCUGCGGUGCCGACAGGGACAGCCAUCCACUCCGAGAGCCGGUGAGCUCUCCUGGCUGUCGCGUCGCCGUGGGGGGAGCUGGAGCCGGGGAGAAGCCGUCUCUGGCCCCAGCUCACCCCAGUUUCCCCCAAAUCAGACGGGGCUGAGUUUCGGAUGGGGCUGGAGACGGCCCUGGAGCAGCCAGCAUUGGCCUUGGGGUCCAGCCACCGGAGCCGGGGGGAACCAGGACCAACACCAGGGCCCCUGGACGCCCCGUCCAGCACGAUCCUGGACAGCCUUUGCUCUCAGAGAGUCCCCGCCGCCCUCUUUCACCUCCUUUGGCCUCAAAAUUGAGCCCUGAGGCAGAGCACGCCAGGCAGGCAGUGCCCCUGGAGACGAGCGGGCUGGCAGGGAGCAGGCAGGAGUGCCGGCAUCGGGGCAGCACCCGGCAUCCCCGGGACGGAUGCCCGAGGCUGCGUUAGCACCCAUGGGGUGACCCCGUAGCCUGGCAGGGUGCUCAGGGUUGUGCCCCAGCCACGGGGGGUCCGCAGGGCUCCCCCCCCCCCCCCCCCACCAGCGUCCCCAGAAGUGUCCCCAUGGCUGAUGGCAUCUGGCUGGUCUCAAGCUGCAGGAGCCCGGCCAGCGGCAUCGCUCUGGCAAGACGGGGGCCGUGGCUCUGCGCCCGCACGGGAGGCGGUGGCGGCGGGGGGGGAAACGAGCAGGCAGGGCGCCGGCAGGACAGCCUGCCUCCCGUCCCGCGGAUAAGCGGAGCAGGGGCUGACGGUUUGUUGUGUCUGCCGCCGGCCCAAGGUUUUUCUCAGGCCCUGGAGCGUCGCACCCGCCGUGAUACAGAACCAGGACCCAACUGCAGCGGCACCGCAGCAGGCGCGGAGCCCCGGCACAGCCGCCGCCGGGGUGGGGAUGCUCGCGGGGCCCCGGCACGCGUGCGUGUGUAUGCGGCUCUUGGCGUCUACGCGGUCUGGCAGGGGAGACAGGAAAGGGAGAAGCGCGGCAGCGAGCGAGGGGUUAAGGAGCGGCGCCAAGCUGGGGCUCUGUUUAGUCUGGCCCCCGCGUCAGCGAUGGGACGGGCGGCACGGAGCACGUGUCCAUCACCCCGGCCCAGAGCAAGCACUUGAACGCUUACACGCACGCAGGCACCCUUGCACGCCGCACGCACGCGGGCGUGCUCCCUGACGGGUCGCUGGUGUGACACGGACGGUGUCCCCACAACCCGUGCACGCUGUCGAGCGUGACACCGUGGCCCAGCUCUGGCUGGAGCCAGGGACCGCGGGGAGCUGGGGACGCGCCGAGUGUCCCGGCAUCGCCGUCACCCCUGCGCCUCUUCCCACGCUGGACAGGGACCAUGGAACCCAGGCGUCCGGGCCGGCCCCCCCGGUUCAAGGUGACAUACGGCUUUGUCCCACGUCCUCCUCGCCUGCCACGUGCUGUUUCGGGAGGCUGCCGCGUCCCUCUUGCCGGCACCAACAGCACCCCGUACGGUGCUGAACUCCCAGCUCGGCGGCCCCGUGCCACGGCAGCCGUGCAGGCGGCGAGGGCAGGGGGGACGGCAGGUCCCCUGCCGCGGGGUGACAGGCAGGGCCGUGCCGUGCCGUGCCUUGCAGGGGAGCAGCGCCAUGUCCCUCGGCGCGCCCACGAGCAGCGACGCCUGCCUGAGCAUCGUGCACAGCCUGAUGUGCCACCGGCAGGGCGGGGAGAACGAGACCUUCGCCAAGCGAGCCAUCGAGAGCCUCGUCAAGAAGCUCAAGGAGAAGAAGGACGAGCUCGACUCGCUCAUCGCCGCCAUCACCACCAACGGCGCCCACCCCAGCAAGUGCGUCACCAUCCAGCGCACCUUGGACGGGCGGCUCCAGGUGGCCGGCAGGAAGGGGUUCCCCCACGUCAUCUACGCCCGGCUCUGGCGCUGGCCCGACCUGCACAAAAACGAGCUGAAACACGUCAAAUUCUGCCAAUUCGCCUUCGACCUCAAAUACGACAGCGUCUGCGUCAACCCCUACCACUACGAGCGCGUGGUGGCCCCUGCCAUCGGUCUGAGCAUCCAGAGCACAGAUGGAGGUGCCGCCCGAGCGGGAGCAGGGGGUCAAGCGGGCGCCGCGUCUGCCCCCCGCCGAACCCUACCGCCAGCCGCUGCCCCCCCUGCAGCUCCCCGAGUCCCCCCGCAUCCCCAGGAGCCUCUACCCCGCGCUGCCCAUGUCCCCCCCAGUGGCUCCAGGAGGGUCCCUGCUCUCGCUGCCCCACGGCGAGGGGCUGCUGCAGAUCGCCUGCCCCACACCACCCCCGGCCGCCCCGGCGCAGCCCACCCCGCAGAACGGCUACCCCAAGCCGCCCUACCACAGUUCACCGGCGAGCUGGACCGGUGCAGCCGUCUACGCACCGAGCCUGGGGGGGCCGCAGCCCACCCCCCCACCGCAGCCCGGCAGCCGGAGCCACCCGCAGCCCCCGCUCCACCACCCCAACCACUACUGGCCCCCACACCCCAGCUCCGGGCCGUACCAGCACCCGGUGUCCACCCACCCCGGUGGGGGAGAUCUUCAAGGUGCCGUCCAGCUGCCCCGUGGUCGUCGUGGACGGUUACGUGGACCCCUCGGGGGGGGACCGCUUCUGCCUGGGGCAGCUCUCCAACGUACACCGCACCGACGCCAGCGAACGGGCCCGGCUGCAUAUCGGGAAGGGCGUGCAGCUGGAGUGCCGGGGCGAGGGCGACGUGUGGAUGCGGUGCCUGAGCGACCACGCCGUCUUCGUGCAGAGCUACUACCUCGACCGGGAGGCGGGGAGAGCCCCCGGCGACGCCGUGCACAAGAUCUACCCCGGCGCCUACAUCAAGGUAUUUGACCUGCGCCAGUGCCACCGCCAGAUGCAGCAGCAAGCGGCCACGGCCCAGGCUGCAGCCGCAGCUCAGGCUGCCGCCGUGGCCGGCAACAUCCCGGGUCCCGGUUCGGUGGGAGGCAUCGCGCCCGCUGUGGGGCUUUCGGCAGCGGCGGGGAUCGGCGUGGACGACCUGCGGCGGUUGUGCAUCCUGCGGCUGAGCUUCGUCAAGGGCUGGGGGCCCGACUACCCCCGGCAGAGCAUCAAGCACACGCCGUGCUGGAUCGAGGUGCACCUCCAUCGCGCCCUGCAGCUGCUGGAUGAGGUCCUGCACACCAUGCCCGCUACCGAGCCGGGCCCCCUGCGCUAACGCCCGCCCCUCUUAAUUUAAUUUUUGUAAGAAAAAGCCAAAAAAAAAAAAACAAAACAAAAAAAAAAAAAAUAGAAGGAAAAGUACCGAAAACAUGUGGCAGGGGGGUUUAACCGU